Messenger RNA from Osmerus eperlanus (European smelt), 4207 nucleotides. RefSeq names its product integrator complex subunit 3 (gene ints3). The coding region runs from base 255 to 3314 and encodes 1019 amino acids. Gene Ontology annotation, cellular component: cytoplasm. The transcript is spliced from 29 exons. The record is from RefSeq and is a predicted model, not a curated record. Lineage: Eukaryota; Metazoa; Chordata; Actinopteri; Osmeriformes; Osmeridae.
UAGGCCACCAUGCCCUCCGGAAGUUAGUUUGUUUUAUUCGGACACUGGCGAAAGCACCAGAGAGAGUGAACGGUGGUCGAACCAAGUAAAAAAUAAUACACAGUGCCUGACGAAGAGCGUGCAGGGAGAGUCUGAAGCACUGAGAGGUGUAUGAGGCACGCUAUUAAUACGAAAAAAUCUUUUUGAAUAUACUCCGAACCCCCGAGUCUAAGCCCUCAAGUCCUCUGGGGCGAGACGAAGCGAGGCGGGAGGUGAUGGAGACUUCACCGGCGAAGGGGAAACCGCAGGGUCGGCUGCUGGUGUCCACGACUCUCGAUGCGAAAGAUGAACUGGAGGAGCGUUUGGAGAGGUGUGUGGGGAUCGUCACCGCGUUAACCGUUGGCCUUUCAGAACGAGAGGCCAAUGACGCCAUCACCGCCAAUGUGUGUAAGGGUCCCCAGCAGCAUGAGGAGGUGUGUCUGGGUCUCUUCGCUCUGCUGCUCACAGAGCCGUCCCAGGCCCAGAGGUGUUACAGAGACCUGACGCUGGUCAACAGAGAUGGGAUGAGCGUGAUCCUGGUGAAAAUCAACCAGAUUCUCAUGGAGAAGUUCCUCAAGCUGCAGGACGUCUGCCGCACUCAGUUGGUGUGGCUGGUGCGGGAGCUGGUGAAAACAGGUGUGAUCGGAGCAGACGGAGUGCUCAUGACGCUGAUGAAGCAAAUAGCAGGUGGAGACAUCACUCCCAAGAACAUUUGGCUAGCUGAAAAUGUUCUGGAAAUCCUGGUGGAUCAAAAGGAGUGGGUGUUGAAGAGCGGGAUGCUGAUAGCCAUGUCCGUCUACACGUACCUGCGCCUCAUCGUCGACCACGGAACCCCCGGCCUGCUCACCCUGAGACAGAAGGAGGUGGACUACUGCAUCAGCAUGCUGAGAGACAAGUUCAUGGAAUGUGUAAUCAUCGGCAGAGACUUGGUGAGGCUGUUGCAGAUCGUUGCUAGGAUACCAGAGAUGGACCUGCUGUGGAGAGAUCUGCUCCACACCCCCCAGAACCUCAGCCCCCAGUACACUGGUCUUCUUCAGUUGCUAACAGCCAGGACUUCUAGAAAGUUCCUUGCGUGUCGUCUGACUCCAGACAUGGAGACCAAGCUGCUCUUCAUGACCUCCAGGGUGAGGUUUGGCCAGCAGAAACGCUAUCAGGAUUGGUUCCAGAGACAGUACUUAUCCACGGCCGAGAGCCAAUCACUGCGUUGCGAUCUCAUUCGCUACAUCUGCGGCGUGGUCCAUCCGUCCAAUGAGGUGUUGAGCUCUGACAUCCUGCCACGCUGGGCUAUCAUUGGCUGGUUGCUCACAACCUGCACGUCUAAUGUUGCUGCCUCUAAUGCUAAGCUGGCUCUGUUCUAUGACUGGCUCUUCUUCAGCCCAGAGAAAGACAGCAUAAUGAACAUAGAGCCUGCUAUCUUGGUAAUGCACCACUCUAUGAAGCCUCAUCCAGCCAUCACUGCUACUCUGCUGGACUUUAUGUGUCGGAUCAUCCCUCACUUCUUCCCUCCUCUGGAGGUGCAGGUGCGACAGGGAGUCUUCAACUCGCUCAACUUCAUCAUGGAGAAGAGAGUGUUGGCUCAUCUAGCUCCUCUGUUUGAUAAUCCUAAACUGGACCGGGAGCUUCGCUCCAUGCUGAGAGAACGCUUCCCUGAGUUCUGCAGCUCACCCUCGCCCCCGACAGAAGUUAAAAUGGAGGAGUCAGUUUCCCUGGAGAUGGACAACCACGUGCUCGACAAGGAGGACGGUUGCUAUGACAACACGGAGGCGGCCUUUAGUGACGAUGAGGAAGAAAUCAGCAACAAAGGUAAAAAGCGAGAGUUCAGGUUCCAUCCUAUCAAAGAGGCCAUAAUAGAGGAGCCUGUUGACAUCACGCCUUAUUUGGACCAAUUGGACGACACAAUGAAGGAGAAGGUGUUGCAGCUGCAGAAAGGAAGUGACACUGAGACUCAGUGUGAGGUGAUGCAGGAGAUCGUGGACCUGAUCCUGGAGGAGGACUUUGACUCAGAGCAGAUGUCCACACUGGCCUCCUGUCUGGCUGAUCUCUUCAAGAGUCACUUCAGGGGGGACGUUCUGCCUGACGAGAUCACUGAGGAGUCCCUGGAUGAGUCUGUGUGUAAGCCCGUGUGUCUGGUGUUCAGGAACCUGUGUCAGAUGCAGGAGGAGAACACGCGCUUCUCUGUGCUGCUGGACAUGCUGUCGGAGCUGUACCAGAAACAGCCCAAGAUAGGCUAUCACCUGCUCUACUACCUCAAGGCCAGUAAAGCGGCUCUGGGGAAGAUGAGUCUGUAUGAGUCGUUUGCCCAGGCCACAGCUCUUGGAGACCUGCACACCUGCCUGAUGAUGGACAUGAAGGCCUGUCAGGAGGACGACGUCAGGCUGCUCUGCUACCUCACCCCCUCCAUCUACUCUGAGUUCCCAGAUGAGACACUGCGCAGUGGAGAGUUGCUGAACAUGAUCGUAGCUGUCAUUGACUCCACACAGCUGCAGGAGCUGAUGUGUCACGUGAUGAUGGGGAACCUGGUCAUGUUCCGCAAGGACUCUGUCCUCAACAUCCUGAUUCAGUCUCUCGACUGGGAGACGUUUGAACAGUACAGCACCUGGCAGCUGUUCCUGGCUCACAGCAUCCCUCUAGAGACCAUCAUCCCCAUCCUGCAGCACCUCAAAUACAAAGAACACCCGGAGGCUCUGUCCUGUCUGCUGCUACAACUGAGGAGGGAGAGACCCAGUGAGGAGAUGGUGAAGAUGGUCCUGAGCAGGCCAUGCCACCCGGAGGACCAGUUCACCACCAGCAUCCUGCGCCACUGGGCGGCCAAGCACGACGACGUGCUGGGGGAGCACAUCAAGGCCCUGCUCAUCAAGAACAACAACCUGCCCCGCAAACGCCAGAGUCUGCGCAGCUCCAGCAGCAAGCUGGCCCAGCUCACCCUGGAGCAGAUCCUGGAACACAUGGACAACCUGAGACUCAACCUGAGCAACACCAAGAACAGCUUUUUCACCCAGACCCCCAUCCUCCAAGCUCUGCAGCAUGUACAGGCCAGCUGUGACGAGACACACAAGAUGAGAUUCAGCGACCUGUUCUCAUUGGCUGAGGAGUACGAGGAGGCGUCGUCCAAACCUCAGAAAUCGCGUCGCAAGGCGCCUGCCACGUCGCCACGGUCACGCAAGGGGGCGGCCCCGCCCGCCAGCAACGAGGAGGAGAGCGCCUCCAGCACUGCCUCCGAAGAGGAAGACUCCAAGCCCAAACCUCCAAAGAGGAAGAGGAAAGGCUCGUCAGCCGUGGGCUCCGACAGCGACUGAGUGACACCCCAACCCACCAACCACCACCCAGCUGCCAUAGCGACCACUUUGAGAGACAGGACCAUCAGCCAAUCAGCUUCUCCAAACCACUGAGGAACCCCCGCCCCGCCAGAGUCGCCCUGGCUUAUGGAGGGAAGGGCGGUAGUCCUCCACAUGGACUCUCAACGCCAUUGGCUGGAGCCAUGGAGACACUCCACCCUCCCGCCCUGUUCUCACUGCUUAUUGGCUGCUUUGCCUGUUGGUGUGACUUUAUUGGUCGGGAGAGAUGUCAGUGGUGGCACUGACAAACUGAACUGUUAUCCUUGAGGAAGACCGGACUCCUCUAGACGUAGAAUACGGGGGAAGAUGUUGUCGCCCUCUCACGCCCUCUAGUGGCCUGCUCAUCACACUGCACUUAGAGGAGACGGCGAGAAGUUUCACCAUUCAUGACCCAACAACCAACCAGCAUCAAGACCUUGUCCCCCCACCACCCAGCCUAGUAGAUUUUAACAGAAGAACAAACAACACUAUUCCUGUUUAUUUUCAAAGGUGUAAAAUAUAUUUCUGGAGUUACUAAGGAGAUGAAGAGGAUUCCUCCAAUGCCCCGUGCCCAGCCCGCCCCCACCCAACUCCACAACUACCAAUGAUUGGUUGAUAAGCUUAACUUUCCCGCCCCACCUCCCCCUUCCCGUUCUCUGAUUGGCCAGACGUGAGACUGUAGACUCUCUUUGGAUAAUUUUAACCCCCCCCCCUUCGUGUGGUUGGAGUGUACAGAGGUGCAGGAAUAAAGACUGUUGGACUCGAGGAUUAGUUGCUGAACUUUUUAAUGGAAAUUUCUUUCUACUGACCUAUUUUCAUAAAAAAGAUCAUAACUAUGUGAAAUUAUGAUAUUAAUAAAAAAGGGCUUAAAAAGA